This is a messenger RNA of Anas platyrhynchos (mallard), 1942 nucleotides long. It is a transcript of the gene ABRAXAS1, whose product is annotated as abraxas 1, BRCA1 A complex subunit. Gene Ontology annotation, cellular component: nucleus. NCBI's taxonomy places the organism in Eukaryota, Metazoa, Chordata, Aves, Anseriformes, Anatidae. Gene Ontology annotation, molecular function: microtubule binding; polyubiquitin modification-dependent protein binding. The record is from RefSeq and is a predicted model, not a curated record. Gene Ontology annotation, biological process: mitotic spindle assembly; attachment of spindle microtubules to kinetochore; protein K63-linked deubiquitination.
GCCGCUGGGGGCUCCGUGCGGCGCGGCGGUGCCGCCAUUGUGGGGCAUGGAGGGCGAGAGCACCUCGGCCCUGCUCUCGGGCUUCGUCUUCGGCGCGCUGGCCUUCCAGCACCUCAGCACCGCCUCGGACACGGAAGGAUUUCUCCUGGGAGAUGUGAAAGGCGAGGCCAAGAACAGCAUCACGGACUCGCAGAUGGACGAUGUGGAAGUGGUUUAUACCAUCGAUAUACAGAAGCAUAUACCAUGCUACCAGUUGUUCAGCUUUUAUAAUUCUGCAGGAGAACUGAACAAACCAGCCCUGAAGAAAAUACUAUCUGGCUGUAAGAAGAACGUAAUAGGAUGGUACAAAUUCAGACGCAACACAGACCAGGUGAUGACAUUCCGAGAAAGACUUCUGCAUAAGAACUUACAGUCCCACCUAUCGAACCAGGGCCUUGUGUUCCUUCUGCUAACUUCUAGCGUGAUGACAGAAAGUUGUUCAACGUACAGACUGGAACACGCCUUACACCGGCCACAAGAAGGUCUUUUUCAGAAAGUCCCCUUGGUGGUUACCAACUUGGGCAUGGCAGAGCAGCAAGGUUACAGAACGGUGUCUGGUUCCUGCGUGUCUUCUGGCUUCGUGAGAGCAGUGAGACAACACAGGUCAGACUUCUUUUAUGAAGAUGGAUCCUUACAAGAGGUUCAUAAGAUAAAUGAGAUGUAUGCCACCUUGCAGGAGGAGCUGAAGAAUAUAUGCUCUACAGUAGAAGUCAGCGAACGAUCUGUAGAGAAACUCCUAGCAGAGGUGAGCCAAUUGAAAGAAGAAAUAAAGAAAAAAAAGCAACAGAAAAAUUCAGGGGAGAAAAAAGAUCACCCAGAAGAGCCCAAGGAAAAUGUUUUGCUUUGUCAGGCCCUGCAAACAUAUUUCCCCAAUUCUGGGCUUCAGACAUGUAUUGUUUCCUUCAAAGGAAGGAGGAUAUCCAAGAAUUGCUGUAAGACAGACCAUAAAAUUAAUAUCACGGACAAACUGACUCUCAUGGUGGAGGAAAAGGACUUUCCUGAACAUGAAACACGACAAUUAACCAAGCGCAAAGUCAAAGGGACCACCGCAGGACCAAAGUCUUUUAAGAAAUCCAGAUCACUGCAGCUUCACCAGAAGUUACUUCAAGAUCAAGAGGACAGCGACCAGGAAAAGAAACUUACUCUGAGUAGCACUGAAACAGAUGAGGAGGUGCUGGAGAAACUGAAAGAUACGAACGAAUACCCACACUCUCCCACUUUCUGAUGGCUUAACAGCUUCCCAAACGUAUUUGCACAAAAAGCUACUGCCAGCAUAUUAAAGUAACAUAUCAAUCUACAGCACUGCAGGGAUGGAAAUAGCUUACUGAAUCUUUGUCAAGUACAAAGAUGUAUUUUAAUGCAUUAAUUCUGUUUGGCGUAAGUUGAACGGAGUCCAAAUCACAUUCCCUCGUUUGGCCUUCCAGAGUUCAGCCUGGAUUUUCUCUCUCUCAGGGUUUUAGGACUACACUAGCAGGGCGUGGGCAGCCAAGUCACGUCACGCACUGCCUCAGCGAUACAACCUCAAGGUGCUGCAGAAGAACCAAGGCCACCCCCUCAGUGAGCCUCACCUCAGCAGAAGCCGAUGCCAAGAACAUCAGAUCCAAGGCAACAUCCUUACAAACAGCCGUUUACACAUGUAGCCAAAGUCUUAAUAUCUUCCCCUACCAUUAGCUCUCCAGCAUUCUGUUUUCCCCUUCCUAUUGACGGAAGGAAAAAGGAAAAAGCUUCAGCAAGACUUUUGAUAACUGCAGUGGUCCAUACAGCGGGAUUUGUGCUACCCCUCCGGGCAUUCCUUAUUCCUUUCAACACGUUCAGAGACUUUACACUGCAGCUGACCACCCUCGGUCAGCGAUGCAGCACAGCAACCGGUGACAUUCCCAAUAAAGAAUUACAUAAGCAGUAA